CCUCGGCCGACCACGCAGAACUCCUCUCAAUGAAUCUUGACCCUCCCUUCCUUCCUCCCAAAAUGUACCGACGCCCACCAGAGCAGAGGAACCACCAGCUUCUCGCUCACCAGACCAGGCCCUGACUACAGCAGCAGCAGUGCGUCCAGAGAGAAGCAAGGAUGUCUGAUGAAAGACGGAUGAGAACGUCGGUGAUGCUGGUCUGUCUUCUCAGCUCAGUGUCCCCCUCGCCUGUCCCCACCUUCACAGCCGCUCCCUCUCUUCCGUCACAGAUCUCUCCCCCCACCUCCCUCGCAACAGUCCUGUCUAGGGGGUCUCUCAGCAGUCCCUCCCCUGUGGCCACCAUGCCCCCCAUCCCUUCGUCCACCAGCAGCCAUGGGGAGACGACAGACCCUCACUGUCCUUUAAAAGUGACCCCCGACUCUGUGGUGGUCAGAUUCGGGGAUCCGGUCACAGUCAACUGCUCUGUAUCAAAGAGGGAAAACGUUUUCCUUACGUGGGAAAUCCCUCAGCUGGGACUGAAUACGGGGCUCACAGAGGAACCAUUCCAAAUAUGGAUGAUGGAGAACGUGACCGAGUGGGACAUCAAACCCAUGUGCUACGUGACAUCUGACCUGGGCGGGCACUGCUACAUCAACCUCUCUGUUGUGGUCUACAAGCCUCCAGACUCUGUGACCCUCAGCUUGGCGAACCACACCGGACCACUGUUGGAGAUGCACCAGUACUCACUAGAGUGCUUGGUCCAAGAGGUGGCACCGGUGGGGAACCUCACCGUGACCUUCUACAGGGGAGACACAGAGCUGCAAAGCGUGCGCUCCCAGAACCCCGAAAAGAUGCCGGUAACGGAGAUCUUCACCGUCAAAAUAGCUCCCAGUAAAGAGGACGACGGUGUCGAGUACUGGUGUGAAGCACGGCUGGACCUGGAAUCCAAACGUCUCACAGUAGAGUCACAGAAACUUGCGACAGAAGUUCUUUUCGGACCGCACUUCCUUUGCCCCCGCAAACAGCACUACAAGAUCGGAGAGCAACUGAGCUGUGAGGUCGAAGGAAACCCCACCCCGUCAGUCAAGUGGCUGAAGGACGGCCAGCCCUUCAUCCCGCCCACUCGGCUCACCAAAGCGCAUGCUGGGAAAUACACCAUUUCAGCGACCGGCCUGCGAGGGCAGCAGAACAUGACAGUGGAGGUGGCACUUCAGUGCGGAAAUGGCGGCACCAUCAUACACGACCAGACACUCCCCAUGACAGUCCUGCUGCUACAGAUGUGCACCUUUCUCUCAAAUGUAAAUUCCGCUGCCAUUCCUUUUCUUGACUAAAUGCCAUCUGGAUUAACUGCUUUGACUGCUUGACCCCUGCGUCCAAAUUCAAAUGUGUUUUACUUGGUACAAUCUUUAAAAAGGUAGCUUUUUGUCCAAUGUAAAUAAAAUC
This is a messenger RNA of Synchiropus splendidus (mandarinfish), 1425 nucleotides long. RefSeq names its product intercellular adhesion molecule 4-like. The record is from RefSeq and is a predicted model, not a curated record. Lineage: Eukaryota; Metazoa; Chordata; Actinopteri; Syngnathiformes; Callionymidae. Bases 162 to 1313 code for a protein of 383 amino acids. The transcript is spliced from 7 exons. Gene Ontology annotation, cellular component: membrane. Gene Ontology annotation, molecular function: integrin binding. Gene Ontology annotation, biological process: cell-cell adhesion.